Messenger RNA from Ornithodoros turicata, 2289 nucleotides. Its product is annotated as TWiK family of potassium channels protein 7-like. The coding region runs from base 88 to 1266 and encodes 392 amino acids. NCBI's taxonomy places the organism in Eukaryota, Metazoa, Arthropoda, Arachnida, Ixodida, Argasidae. The transcript is spliced from 2 exons. Gene Ontology annotation, cellular component: plasma membrane. The record is from RefSeq and is a predicted model, not a curated record. Gene Ontology annotation, biological process: stabilization of membrane potential; potassium ion transmembrane transport. Gene Ontology annotation, molecular function: outward rectifier potassium channel activity; potassium ion leak channel activity.
UUUGCGCCCGCGCGGGGCUGGCGCCACGUCCGUGCGAAAUGGUAGCGUCUCCAUGGGUGCUUGGCGCGCGACGGCCGCCUUGAGGCCAUGGAACGUAAGCGGUCUUCCCGUCGCGGGCCCCGGGGCGGUCGGGGGGGCCACGGGGGGCAACCCGGGGGACACCCGGAGAAUAAGUGCAAAUCAUGCUGCAGGAAGUUUACGGCGUUUCUCUUCUCGCACGUGGGAUUGUGCGCGCUUGUGGUGGGCUACAGCCUGUUGGGGGCGUUCACGUUCCGAGCCCUGGAGGCACCCUACGAAGUGGAAAAGGCCAGCCAGGUGAUUGAGAUGCGCGAACGGACCGUCGCCAAGCUGUGGGAGAUCACGGAUCGGCUGAAUGUGCUCUACAAGGAGAAUUGGACCGCCGCUGUGUCGCACGAGAUCCUCGACUUCCAGAGCAGGCUCAUCGCGGCUGUCAAAGAUGGAUACGACGGGAAGGAAAUCGGAACGGGGCAGCAGUGGUCCUUCUCGGGAGCUUUCCUCUACUCGCUCACCGUCAUCACCACCAUAGGCUACGGCAACAUUGCACCGCGCACCAAUUGGGGCAAGAUCGUCACCAUCCUUUACGCCAUCGUCGGAAUCCCACUCAUGCUGCUCUACCUUACCAACAUCGGCGACAUCCUGGCCAAAGCGUUUCGCUACGUGUACGGCAAGCUGUGCAGCUGCCGGCCCAGCGACCACCACCAGCGGCGACGUCGCCAGCAGCCGCAGGCCGUGCAGCAGAACCACCACCACCACGGCACCGCCGAGAACUACAGAGUCCAUCACAUCGUGGGUCACAACUCCCUGGAACCCGGCGUGCAGGACAAGCUGCACGAAGACGAAGUGAGGAUAGAGUCGCUUCCAGAUGAAGACCUGUACGAUGACAGUGUUAAGCCUCGUGUCUCGGUGCCCAUCACACUGUGCUUCAUCAUAAUGGUCGGCUACAUAUCCGGUGGUGCUGUUCUGUUCUCGUUGUGGGAGGGGUGGGAGUUCUUGGAUGGUUCGUAUUUUUGCUUCGUAACCUUGAGUACGAUCGGAUUCGGUGACUUGGUGCCGGGCGAUAGUGUGGUGACGGACAGCGGAUCGCAGGAGAAGUUGGUCAUCUGUUCGCUGUACUUGCUCGUCGGUAUGGCGUUGAUCGCCAUGUGUUUUAAUCUCAUGCAAGAGGAAGUAAUUUACAAAGUGCGGAAUUGUGGCAAACGGAUCGGCAUUAUCAAGGAUCCUGAUGAUGACGAUGACUUGUCUUAACGAUCAUUGCGUCGACAGGAUUCCUGUUGUGGCCUCCUGGUACGGGUUCCUUGUCCUUAGUGCAAGUUAUGGAACUGUCUGGAGCAGAGAGAAAGCAAUGACUUCCAUUGCUCAAUGCAGUGUUGUAUCGCUGGUGCGAAUGCAUCUCUUCUUCCGAAGAACUUGCCAUCAGCUACUGCGUCUUACGUAUAUAUGCGAGUAUAUAUAAAGAAACUCUGGAGAUGGACAUCUUCAACAGAGGAUGUUGCCCAAGACCGUACACUCCAUCGUGAUUUAGAUCCUAUUCACUAAAAAGAGGGAAAGAGGGAAAAUAAGACGCGAUUACGUCAGCAGGGAGAUGCUGUCCUGGACUUCUCCGUUCGGGAAUACACGCAGUAUCUGCAACGAAGCUACAAGCAUGACUCGUAUCUUAUGUUGUAUAAGGAACGGAGUCUGCCAAGAAGGAGGUUCCACAGCGGUGACGACGCGCCUGCCCAGUUCCGGUCCGCGCUUGUACGGUCCGAAGUAGAAAGAUGCGGCAGAACAUGAAGAACUUCUCUUACAUCCAUCCACGCGGUGGCAUACGGUGGAACUAAACUAUGAAAGUGACGCGAGGCGACCUGUAUUCCUUGCGUGCCGAAUCCGGACGCACAUAGGAGACGUCUAGUCUCGGGAAAAUAUUACGCGAGACUGUGACCAAUUCAUUCCUUUUCUAUAUGAGACGUUUAGCCGCGAAGGUUUCGCGUUUGUACCGACGGAUAUGUUGUUAUCUCCGUGCGACGAGCAUUGCGCGCAAGAGUGUACAUAGUGUCGUGCAUAUAACGUUACGUUACGUUUCGUUUUCGCUGUGAAUCACGCGACUGGUUAGAGUGAAGCGUGAACGUAUUACUGUUACUAGUCAUCGCCGUUGAGUAUAUGGGGGGCAACAUGAUGCGAAGAAGGAUUUUGCUGGCGGAAAAUUAAAGAAAGUACGUGCGAAAAAUGAAUACAAAAAUAAGUAUGAGUAUUAUGUUACGAAAUAAAGUAUUGGUUGAUAUAGAUGAA